Molecule: messenger RNA, 427 nt
Organism: Ixodes scapularis (black-legged tick)
Lineage: Eukaryota; Metazoa; Arthropoda; Arachnida; Ixodida; Ixodidae
Product: male-specific histamine-binding salivary protein-like
Exons: 4
Biological process (GO): symbiont-mediated perturbation of host defenses
Molecular function (GO): amine binding
Source: RefSeq, a predicted model, not a curated record
AUGUAUCCUACACUGCUUGUGUUUGCUAGCCUUGUGGCCGCCAUCGCCAGUGUUGCCUCUGAGGAGACCUCGUCAAAUGGACCUGUGGACGCAUGGAAGACUGUGACUCUGCAGGACAAAUUUUACCUCAUGUACCGCUCAUACGAAAAUGAUGAUGCCCUCGGAGGCAACGGGAAAUGUGUCUCCAUACAAUUGUCCGAGAAAGACGAAGGAACCAAGACCACGAAGAGCACAAUGAAGUACAGGGACCCUCAGACGAACUCUUUGACAGAAAAGACUGUGCGUGUCACGGUGUCCAGCACGGCCGGCGACACCAUCCGAAUAGGCAAUGCGGAGGGAGGUGACACAUCGGCCACUAAAUUUCAGUUCGUUCAUUCGGAUUACGGAACCUGUGACGUGGUUGUCGUUUUGGGAACAGGAGAACCAA